Messenger RNA from Cicer arietinum (chickpea), 816 nucleotides. Its product is annotated as histone H1-like. Gene Ontology annotation, cellular component: nucleus; nucleosome. Gene Ontology annotation, molecular function: double-stranded DNA binding; structural constituent of chromatin; nucleosomal DNA binding. The record is from RefSeq and is marked provisional. Gene Ontology annotation, biological process: chromosome condensation; nucleosome assembly; negative regulation of DNA recombination. Lineage: Eukaryota; Viridiplantae; Streptophyta; Magnoliopsida; Fabales; Fabaceae.
CUCUUUCUCUCUUUUCGACGGUUAAUCAAUUUUUUUUUAGUUUCUUUCAAUUUCAGCCAUGUCGACCACAGCGGCUCAACCCAAGUCAAAGAAAACAGCUUCGACAAAGAAGCCACUUUCUCAUCCAACCUACGCUGAGAUGAUAACUGAGGCUAUUGUGAGUCUGAAAGAAAGAACUGGUUCAAGCCAACACGCGAUAACCAAAUUCAUCGAAGAAAAGCACAAGGAUCUAUCUCCCACCUUCCGCAAAUUAAUCUUGCUUCAUCUCAAAAAGUCGGUGGCUGCAGGCAAGCUUGUUAAGGUUAAGGGUUCAUUCAAACUCGCUCCGGCUAAAUCUUCUGUGGCUAAACCUAAAGCCGCUACUGCUCCCGCUGCUACCAAGAAGGCUAAGGCUGUUACCAAGCCAGCCGCCAAGGCUGCUACCAAGCCCAAGGCUAAAGCUGUUGCGAAGCCUAGCAGCGGCAAAGCCCAAAGCUGCAACGAAGCCGAAAACGGCGCGAAGCCAAAAGCGAAGACGGUUAAGACAACACCGGUGAAGAAGGCUGUUGCUAAGACAACGAAGAAGGUUCCUGUGAAGGGUGUGAAGAAGCCUAAGAGCGUUAAAACGCCGGUGAAGAAGGCUAAGAAAUGAUAAAUUAGGGUUUUUUGUGUGUGUAUUUCUGAGUUAAUUACUUAUUAUUAUAAUUAUUAUUAUUAAUUAAUAGAGAUGAAUAUUGUGUUAGAAGUUUGUUUAUGUAAAUUCUUGAGUAGAAAUAGAACAAGUCUUCUUGUACUUGAGACAUCUCUAAUGAAUCAGGUUUUCGGUUUUGAAUUGGA